Mesorhabditis spiculigera is the source of this 1452-nucleotide messenger RNA. NCBI's taxonomy places the organism in Eukaryota, Metazoa, Nematoda, Chromadorea, Rhabditida, Rhabditidae. The record is from the annotation of a GenBank genome assembly.
AUGAUCCCCGACCCGCCACAUCUCAGCCCGGCGAAUUCGAAUUUCUCGGUGAAUGGACAGUACACAGUGUUGAGUGGGGAGAAGAAGAAGGACAAUUAUUCGCCUGAUGAUGUGCUCGCCGAGAUUGGAGAGUCCAAUCGACGUCUUUUGAUCGCCAUGUUCUCCGCCUCUGUCAUCUGGAUUCUCGGGGCGAUGCCGUUGAUGGCCUCCAGCUUUACCUCGGAUACAAAUCACGCGUCGAUGCAUACGAUAGUUGAUGAGUUUAACCUAACCGAAGAUCGUGCGUAUCUUGCCGAAAUUCCGACCACAGCCUACAUGGCUGGAAAUAUGAUUGGGGGUACGGUGCUGACGCAAGCGUCUGAUCGCUUUGGCCGCCGUCCAAUCCUCCUCCUCUCUUUGGCGUGUUUCUCCCUGUCCGGGAUGAUGGCCUCCUUCUCGCCCUCGAUCACCAUCUACAGCUGUCUACGCGCGCUGCAGGGCUGUUUUUAUACGGGAUGUACGGUAAUCGGCUGGGUGGCCGGCUACGAGAUGUCGCCGCCGAAAAUGCGCCCGCUCGCCACGCUGGUUUUUGGGCUCGGCUGGUUGGUCGGCUACUCGCUGGUCGCUCCAAUGGCGUAUUACGCAGCCACGUGGCGUCAGCUACUGCUCUACACGGCAUUCCCGGCACUGCCGUUUGCCGGAUGGGCAUAUUUCGCUCUCCCGGAGACGCUACACUAUCUGGCCAGCCGGAGGAAGACUGUGGAAAUGGGACAGUGGAUCACAAAGAUUUGUGGCGACGGCCAGAAGGUUCACAUCCAGCCUGAGCAGAUCCAGAUGGAGCAGAAGGGGCCAGAUUUGAGGGUAAACGCCUUCCGCGAGGUCCUUGCCAACAAGCGAUUCCUCGUCUACUUCAUCGCCAUGGUUUAUUUAUGGGUUUGCGACACGUUCACCUAUUUCGGGCUGUCUCUCUACAGUACCCAGCUGUCCGGCAAUAAAUGGGUCAAUUAUCUGCUGAUGGGGCUCGUCGAGCUGCCGGCUUAUAUUUUCACGCCUUGGCUGAUCAAAAGAUUCGGCCGUCGCUUCAUCGUCGUCAUCAGCCAUUUCGUGGCGGGGGUUGCAUUUUUGAGUCUUCUCGCAUCCGCGGAGCUGCCCGAAUGGGUAGUGCUGAUGAUCUGGCUGAUCGGCAAGUCGGCGAUCACACUCUCGUUUAUGGUGUUGUUCGUCUAUGCUAGCGAGGUGUUCCCCACCGAUAUCCGGAACGCCUCCGUCGGGCUGUGUGUUGUCAUCGCGCGGUUUGGAGGCAUGGCAGCGCCGCAGAUCAAGAAUAUGGCCCUGCUCUUUUCAAAACUCCCUGAAAUUACCCUCUCUACCGUAUGCCUUCUCGGGGCCGUGAUCACACUCCUGCUCCCCGAGACGGCCAACCGGCCCCUGCCCGCUUCAAUCCGGGAGAGCACCGAGAAAAAGCCGCUUAUA